Molecule: messenger RNA, 1147 nt
Organism: Podospora pseudopauciseta
Lineage: Eukaryota; Fungi; Ascomycota; Sordariomycetes; Sordariales; Podosporaceae
Exons: 2
Coding region: 218-922 (234 amino acids)
Source: RefSeq, a predicted model, not a curated record
UAACGGCCGGCCGGAGAGACGGUGGGUGGUAGGGUCUUGGAACUAUAUGACGAAGCUGUGUUCAACCUUCCACCGGGAAGAUGAAGCUGACGAGUAUGAUAUGUUGUUUGAAUGAGACUGAAUCACACCAGACGACAUCACACAGACUCGGAUACUCUGGCGCCAUUGCUACCCUCCUCCUAAGCAUCCAAUACGACGAAUAUCGGCUACCGAGACGAUGGUCGUGGGCUUGCUUGUCAUAGCGGGCAUUCCCACGACGAUAGGGGUCUGCGAAGCCCUGAGCGCGCAGAAGAAGGCCAAUGAAGCGGCAAAAGAGAAGGCCAAGUUCCGUAUGACGGUCACCGUUUCUCUCGACGAGGAUGGCCCGGUCGAGUGUUGGUGCGUUUUGAAGAACGGCAUGUUGUGGAUCGACCACCCGUCCUUUCCUGUGCCUGGCCACAAGUUCUUUGGGUACUACUUCCCAUACCCGUCCGAGGAGCAGCACUUGGGCAUGGUGAGCACCAUCGCCGACGACCCGCCCAUGCUGAACUGGAUCUAUGUCGAUAAAGACACCAACUUGGUGCGCCAUGGAGGGCGGCAGGCUACGCUGGGACACACCAUUGGCCCAUGGUUCUGGACCAGUGAUGAGAAGUGGCUGACGCUGGAAGGUGACGCGGCCCGCUUUGUGGCGGUUCAGAUGGAAAACAAGAAAUGGGCCAUCGCUUUGGAUCGCGAUGGGUGUUUUUCGGAGGAGGAUGUGAGUGAAAGCGAGGAGGAGGGUGAGAGUGAGGAUGACAGCGAAACGGAGGGGGACAAGGAGGAGCUAUGGCCGGAAGGGGGCGUGUUGAACAGACACCGUUCGCGCCAGUGGGUCCCUGUGUUGCUUCGCCGGCAGCUGCAGUUGGGAAUGGAGAGCCGCUAUGUCAAGGGCGCGAAUGGGUAGGCGAAACGUGGAGGAUGGGGAGGGGGUGUGUGCGUGAGAGUGACGUUGACAUGAGCGAUCGCGGGGGGGAGGAUCAUGUGAAGCUGGACUUGUCUUGUUGGAUGAUGGUGUUUGUGGGUGAGGUGUGAAUGCAUGUUUCAUGUGGGCCGGGAUGAUGUGCCCUGGGGGGGUGUCCCUUGGGGUGUCAUUGGCCUCGGGUGUUGAGUGCUGCAGAGUGCAUCAGGG